AUGGGAAACGGAGUUCUCCAUUCAAAGCACCAAAAACGCGCCAAGCCCACGCCUCCCUCCCCCUCCAUUCCCCGGUUGGUGGGAGAGAAGCCAAGGGGGAGGGGAGUCCUUUUCUCCCCUCCACGUGCACCCCCUCGGCCCGCGCCCCCCCAAGUCCCCGCGCAGCCUAGAGGUCCGCGGCGGAGGAGAAAGGGGGGCCCCCCGCUCCCCCGCUCAAGUGCACUCUUGCCACUCGGUGGCUCUCAAGUCCCGCCCGCCCCGUCCCCCCCACCCCGGUCCCCUCCCACCCGGCAGUCAACCCUCCCCGCUCCCGGCGGCCCCCACGAAGGUCCCCGCUUCUGCCCGCACCCGGCCCUCGCAGGUGGCACUCGCAGCGACCCCGCGCCGCCCAGCCCGCUCCCGGCGCCCGCGCCACACGUCCCCCGAGCGCUCCGGGGGCCGGGGCGAGCGCUGCCUGCCGCCGAGCCCGAGGAGGAAGAGAAGCGGGGGGGGGUGUGGAACGCGUCCCGGCGACUCCUCGGGGCCGCGGGCGCACGUCUCCCCCGAGCGCCCCCGCGUCCCGACGGCGCGGGCCACUGGCCCGGCGGCCACCACUUGAGGAGCGCUCCGUCCCCUCGGCCCUCUGUCCGAAGCUAUAUCCCUGGGAAAAGCCCGCCCCUCCGCCUUUAA
Lontra canadensis (Northern American river otter) is the source of this 669-nucleotide messenger RNA. RefSeq names its product proline-rich protein 2-like. The transcript has a single exon. The record is from RefSeq and is a predicted model, not a curated record. NCBI's taxonomy places the organism in Eukaryota, Metazoa, Chordata, Mammalia, Carnivora, Mustelidae. The coding region runs from base 1 to 669 and encodes 222 amino acids.